Penicillium manginii is the source of this 1938-nucleotide messenger RNA. Its product is annotated as F-box/WD repeat-containing protein. NCBI's taxonomy places the organism in Eukaryota, Fungi, Ascomycota, Eurotiomycetes, Eurotiales, Aspergillaceae. Bases 1 to 1938 code for a protein of 645 amino acids. Gene Ontology annotation, molecular function: protein binding. The transcript is spliced from 5 exons. The record is from RefSeq and is a predicted model, not a curated record.
AUGGACUCUGACACAGGACUCGGCUUGGACGGCAUAGACGACUCGAUGUCGUCGACUCUCUCCGAUCAGCUGGAGUCCCAUCCUCAGCCCUCACCUCGCGAUUCUAUUUCCAGUUUUACUAGCACCCCUACCCGAACCCUCAGUACCACCAGGAAAAAUGUCACCUCCCUCCCUGCCAAUUUACUCCCCUCGGCGCCCGCUUCUCCUCCGACACCCGCUCCAAGUCCGACGCCUCAUCAACGACCCCCAAACUGGGUCUCAUCCGAUGACGAAGAAAAUACAUUUCUGCUCAACCUUCGCAUCCACUUCAGUACCCUACCCAACAGUCGCAAACAGAAACUCCUCGAGGGACUCUUGGACGUAUGCGACAGUCAACAACUCAGCUUUGUCUCUAGUUACGUUGGUCCCCGGUUACGCAAGGACCCUUUUCUCGUCUUUCCAAAUGAACUGUGCUUGCGGGUUCUCUCCUUUAUCGAUGACCCGAAAACGCUCGCCCGAGCGUCGCAAGUAUCUAGGCGCUGGCGAGAACUGCUCAACGACGAUAUUACAUGGAAGAACCUAUGUGAAAAGCAUGCCUAUGCCGUACGAAGAAUCUCCGACGAAGACGAGAUGGAACCAUCUACACCCCGCUCCGUGGGUUUGAACUUGAAGCCCGACUCUCACGCGCUGAAUCGACGCCUGACCGCCUCAAAUGAGCCGUCGAUGGAAAGCGCCCCCGGGGCUUCCCCGCACUCUGUCCGGAGAUUCAAACAGAAAUACAUGGUUGAGUCUGCGUGGAACAAGGGUGGUCGCUGCACCCAGCGCCAUAUCACCCCGGACCAAGGCGUAGUGACAAGUCUCCAUCUCACUCCCAAGUAUAUUGUCGUCGCCCUCGACAACGCCAAGAUCCAUGUCUACGAUACCAACGGCGAUAACCAAAAGACCCUUCAAGGGCACGUGAUGGGUGUCUGGGCCAUGGUUCCCUGGGACGAUAUCUUGGUCAGCGGCGGAUGCGAUCGCGAAGUCCGUGUAUGGAAUAUGGCAACCGGGGCGGGAAUCCACUUACUUCGAGGUCACACAUCGACGGUCAGAUGCUUAAAAAUGUCUGAUCGCAAUACCGCCAUUUCAGGGUCCCGAGACACGACCCUGCGCAUCUGGGAUCUGGCCACCGGGACCUGUCGCAAUGUCCUUGUUGGGCACCAGGCUAGUGUCCGGUGUCUCGCAAUUCAUGGCGACCUCGUUGUCUCGGGUAGCUACGACACCACGGCCCGGAUAUGGAGUAUAUCUCAGGGCCGCUGUCUACGAACCCUGUCGGGUCAUUUCAGCCAGAUCUAUGCGAUUGCUUUUGAUGGCCGACGUAUCGCGACCGGAAGCUUAGAUACGAGCGUUCGGAUCUGGGAUCCUAAUUCAGGCCAGUGUCACGCUAUCCUCCAAGGUCAUACUUCCCUAGUAGGACAGCUGCAGAUGCGUGGGGACACACUGGUAACCGGCGGCUCGGACGGCUCGGUACGCGUGUGGUCCCUGACUAAGAACGCCCCCAUCCACCGGCUCGCGGCCCAUGACAACAGUGUCACCAGUCUCCAGUUUGAUAAUACUCGGAUUGUUAGCGGCGGCAGUGAUGGCCGGGUUAAGGUUUGGAACUUGCAGUCCGGUCAACUACUCCGCGAACUCUCGACUCCAGCGGAAGCUGUUUGGAGGGUCGCUUUUGAGGACGAAAAGGCUGUUAUCAUGGCGAGUCGAUCAGGGCGCACUGUCAUGGAGGUUUGGUCAUUUGCGCCUCCGCCGGAUGACUUUGAUGACUGGGUAGCGAUUGAAAGCGCUUCCAGCACACCAGGCAUUGGCUCUACCGAUGACGCCGAUUUGAGCAUCAACCCACGUCGUCGAACCCUCUUCUCCGAUCCCCCACCAACCAUCUCCAGCAGUGACGCCGAUCAACCAAUGACCGAUGCACCCUCCUAG